Apis mellifera (honey bee) is the source of this 5420-nucleotide messenger RNA. RefSeq names its product TLD domain-containing protein 2 (gene mtd). Lineage: Eukaryota; Metazoa; Arthropoda; Insecta; Hymenoptera; Apidae. The transcript is spliced from 6 exons. Bases 798 to 1805 code for a protein of 335 amino acids. Gene Ontology annotation, biological process: response to oxidative stress. Gene Ontology annotation, cellular component: nucleus. The record is from RefSeq and is a predicted model, not a curated record.
UUUGCACAGUAGUUUACGUCAUCACAGGUAAUUAUAAUGAAUAUACAUAAUUCCCGAAUGAUUCACUCGUCUAAUUCUUAUGCAGUCUACCAACACAAUUUUAACAAGUGUCUCUCAAGGGUCCUCAUCGGUUGCAUCACGUUUCGUAUUGUUUCGUAGCCUGUUGAAUUUAAAAUAAAUUCUAAAGAAUUUUUAUUCGUGAUACACAAAAUAUUUAAAAAUCGUGCGAAUAGAAAUAUUAACUUGUAAAGUUUAAACAUCGUUUCGUAGUCAAUCGACUUUGACAAGUGUUUCCACGGGGUCAACAUCAGUUGCAUCACGGACGCUUUGUAUUCGAUUCUAGUAAUAAACUACUUGAUCUUAAAAAAUAAAUUCGAAAGGAGAAUAAAAUUUUCAGCGUGUUUUUCAAAUUUAUGUUGAAAAUUCGCGUGACACGAAUAUUAUAAUAAUCAGAAUAUAAAGUUUUAAACAAAUUCGAGUGUGUUUCUACGGGGUCAUCGUUACGUAAAUCACGGACUCUUCUUUUUUCCGAUUCUAAAAUAAAUUCGAAACGAUAAUAGUUGAGUGCUUCAAAGUAAGUGAAAAAUAUUAAUCGAGGUAAACAAAGAUUGCGUAAUAUUUUGCAAGAUUCAGAAAGGGGAACGAAGUGUUGUUAGAGAGGAAAUAGGAAACGACCUUGCAUGGUCGUCGACGUUUGAAGCGCAAGUGGUAUAUCGGUUAGAGAAAGUCAAUUCGAUCUUGAUAGAGGUGCACGAACGUGGUGGUGAACGUGUUACGAUACCUGACGAGGCGGCAAAAUGAAUUGGACAUUGAGCAGUGUCGGCAACGUGAUGAAUUUCGUGUACAACCAGAGUGUGACGAACGCUGUGCAGAACGUUAUACCGUUCGUCAAUCGAAGGGUGGACGACCUCUACAGGUUCAUCCAUGCGUGGGUGCCCUCGCUUUAUGGAGAGCUCGACGAGAAUUAUUGGCGGGAACGUGGGUACAUCCUGUUGGACACCGACACGGAUCUGUCGCCCGAAUUGUCGGGCGUGCACGAGGCUGGGAAAGCGGGGGAAGGAGCCACGGAGGAAGGGAAAUCUCGCCAAGACAGCGACGAGAUAUCCGAGCUGACGAGAGAAUCAUGGGAGCUGAUCAAGGCCCCCUACGUAAAGCUGUACAGCAUCCUGAAGACGUCGAGCACAUCGGCGGAUUCCGAGCAGAACCAGGACCCGGAGGUAUUGUCUAUGAGCGAGGAGCUCAGACGAGCUUUGUACACAAACAGUGCAGUCUCCAUAGACAAUGAUGUCAUCGUUCCUGAUCUGGUGGGAGUCACUGAGAUUUUAAGUGACGAGCACAGGGAACAAUUGUGCCGACAUUUACCUGCCAGAGCGGAAGGCUACCUGUGGACGCUUGUCUUUAGCACAAGUCAGCAUGGAUUCAGUUUAAACAGUAUGUACAGGAAGAUGGCUAAAAUAGAAAGUCCCAUCCUCUUGGUAAUCGAGGAUACCGAAGGCAAUGUAUUUGGUGCAUUGACUUCAUGCUCAUUGCAUGUGAGCGAUCAUUUUUAUGGAACCGGUGAAUCCCUUCUUUUCAAGUUCACGCCCAGGUUCCAGGCAUUCCAUUGGACUGGAGAUAAUCUCUAUUUCAUCAAGGGCAACAACGAAAGUCUCGCCAUCGGUGCUGGGGAUGGCAAAUUUGGAUUGUGGCUGGAUGGAGAUCUUUAUCAAGGCAGGACACAAUCGUGUAGCACAUAUGGAAAUGAACCAUUGGCGCCCCGAGAAGAUUUCGUGGUGAAAACCCUGGAAUGUUGGGCAUUCAUAUAGGACACAGCCCUGUAUUCAUUGCCUGCGAUUUCACCCUCGCCACAGCCUAAUAUGACUUGAAUCCCGAAUCUCGCGUGGAGGUUGAUCGUUAUCGGAGAAAUAUCAAAACAUAUGGAGGAUAAUUAUUAAAUAUUUCCGAGAGACAUUUUACCAGAGGAGAUUAAAAAUCGAUUAACGGGAUUACCGGUUAGCUCGAUUACCGUCGAUAGAUUUUUAAACAGAGAUCCUAGACGUAUUUUGUUAAAAGUUAAUAGAAAAUCAUUGAGUGAGAGAGAGAGAGAAAAAAAAAGAUAACGGAAUUGAUGUGAUUUUUUAUAGAAAGGUAAUACAAAAGUUGAUAAAAGAGAAAAGAUAGAUAGAGGGAGAGUAGUAAGAAAUGAUGAUAGAAAAUGAUGGAGGAAAACUGAAGGAGGUUAGGUCCUAACAAGUUAGGUCUGCUAAAAACUUUAAACUAAGGACUGCAAAUGACUAUAACCGAUCAAUUCGUUUAAUCGUUUGUUUUUCAUUUUGUUUUAAGUUGCGUAUUUAUUUUUUUUUAUAUAUAUAUAAAAUAUUCACGCAUAUAUAUGUUUCGUUUCGAAAGAGUCGUCGUUAUUUUAAUUAAUAAUUUUUUGAUUUCACGUAAUUUCGCGUGCCGUUUUUUGAGUAAAAGAUCGAAGGAUCGACCACGAUGACAAAUUUCUUACGUAUAAUGAUAAUGGGUUAAAAAUAAUAAUAAUAAUAAUAAUGAUAAUAAUGAUUAUUAUUAUGAUCGUGGUAUUGCCUUCGAACUAGUCGCGAGUAUAAUAAUAAUAAUAAUAAUAAUAAUAAUAAUAAUAAUAAUAAUAAUAAUAAUAAUAAUAAUAAUAUUAAUAAUAGUAAAUAAUGGAUCAUUUUUAGAGAUUAUGCAAUCGUUCAUUUGUUCCGAUGAUUGAUGAUAAUGAGUAAAAGAGAGAAUGAAAUGAAAGAGUGAAUGGUAAUCGAGAUUGAAAAAUAAAUAAUAUCUCCACGGUGGGGAGAAUCAAUAAUAAUGCGAGAAAGACGAAAGAAAAUCAUGAAUCGAAUGAUGAUAAUGAUAAUGUUGAUGAUAUAAUACUAUGAUACAAACACAACACUAUAAGAAUGCUAACCUAACCGUAUUUGUUGAUGUGUAGUUAUUGUAGAUAGAUAAAUGUAAAUAUAUAUAUUACGAUAAAUCGUUUAAGGUAUAUAAAAAAAAAAAAAAAAAGAAAAAAAAAAGAAAAAAAAUUAAUUUUAAUGAAGGAAGAAAAUACAGUAUAUGAUGAUACCACGCUAAUGAAGAGAAACACACACACUGUUGCAGAAGACACUCUGUGUAGUUUGUCUCACUGUAUAUCCCGAAAGACACACACACUGACUAUCUAUAAUAUAUAUAUAUGUACACGAAACACGUACUCUCUGUGUACACACGAUUCGAAAAUAUUUGAUCAUCAAUCGAAUCGAUACAAUGAUACUCUGAAUGUAAAACGAUCCUAGAGAAUCUGAGGGCAAAAGUAGCUUUAGAAGAAGAUAAACAGUUCGUACUGAUCUUAUAUCUCGCGUUUAACAAUAUUACAGUGAUAAAGAUCGUAAAAGAGAUUAAAAGCAUGGUACCGAUUAUAUUAUUGAUACACGAAGAAAAGCGAACAGAUAUAGAAAAAAAAUGCGAAUAGAAGAGCAGCGCGUUCGCUUCUUGUGUCUCAAGUGACCACAACGAACACACGCCUGUGCCUCGCUUCGCUCUCUUUCUCUCCCUCUGCUAUAGAGCACACAUAUUUACACAUAAUACUUCAGUUUUUCUCUGAUGAAGAAGUAAAGUAUCAGAGCCGAAGAAAAGAAAGCAUGUUGUUGUGAUGAUGCUCUUGUGUUUUUUUUUUCUUUCAUAAGAGUUUCGCGCAAAACUCAGACAAUAAAAAAGAGUCUCAUCAUGGUAUUUUUUCUUUUUCUUUUUUUCUUUUCUUUUCUUUUCUUUUUUUUUUGUUACAUAUAAUAACUUUCUCUUUCAAGAAAUGAAUCAGAAUACAUACCAUUUCAUAGCAUUUGCAGAUAGGUGUAUUGAGAAGAUGGUAUGUAAUUUGUGUUUCAUUGAAAGAAGAGAAAGAAUUUUGCAAGAUAUUUGUAUCAUAAGUUUUCUAUAUUGCUCGGCUCUGAAUAUUAAUAAAUUGAUAUCAAUCAUACACAACCACACACGACCAGAAAAAAAUUAUCUGAGCUUAUAGUCUCUUACUAUGUGAAUUAAUUAGGAUCAAUAGACUGUCGCGAGAGACUCCACCGUUUCUAUCGCUUUUUAAAUAUGAAUUUCCGUUUAUCAUUGAAAAAAAAUCAUAGGAAAAGAAUGAUAGAUAUUAAGUAUUAUUUAACUAUAUAAAAGGAAAACACACCUUUUUAAGAACAUUAGACAUCGGAUAUAGAUUUUAAUCGAUAUUAUUAUGUAAAUUGAUUUGUUUCAAGAAAUCAGAUUGAAAAAUUAGGUUUGAAAGCAAGUUUAUUUUGUACUAUGAAAAGGAUUUUCUAAUACCUUCACAACGAGACAUCGAGAAAAAAUAAAAAAAAAUUGAAGCAUUUUAUACUGUAGUGAGACACACGAUUACUUCCAUCUUAUUAAAAACAAUUUCCUAACUCUCGUGAUGUUUCUACGAUUUUCGAUCUUCCAUAGAAUGCUGCUUUUUUAAAAAACUUAAUCAUUAUAGAUAUUUCUAUGAUGAAAUUAAUCGAAUAUAAAUAACCAUUCAUUGAUUUUAUUUCAUUCGAGAGAAAAUUUAAGAAAAGCAACAUAAUACGAUAUAAUGGAAACUAUUGUUUCUACUAUAUUCAAUGGCACAUCGGAUAAGAUUCGAAUAAAUGCAAAUAAAAAUGGGAGAGAAACGAAAAUCGUAAAUCUAAACGAGUACAUGUCCGUGCACUGGUUAUAAAACGCACUUUAAAAAAAACAAAAAACUAACAAGUAAAAUCGUCGUUUAAAACAGAGUAAAUUUCAUUGAAUAAGCUUUUAAUCAAAGAAAAUAAGAAAAUUUAUUUAAAAAAAAGAAAAACCGGGGAAAAUGCAGCUAUGAAGAGAGCACAAAAAUAUAUAUAUAUAUAUUCAAAUUGUGUAGCUAUCCUACAAGCUUCAUUAGAAAUAGUUUUCAAGUACAUUGUACACCGUCUUUUAUAUGUUUAGACAUAUAAAAGUUUUAAUGUCUAUAAGAACAAAAAUACGUACUCUAUAGACAUACUUGUGAUACUAACGAAUUAAAAAAAGAAGAAGAAAGAAAAAAACAAUAAAAUAAAGUUCGCUUCAAAUAUAUUAUUUAGGGCAAUUGUUUCUUUCGUGGCAGAGAAAAAAAAAUUAUAAGAAUUAAAGACGUGCGAUUUUCAAAUAGAAUUCUGAUAAUAAUAAUGUGUAAUAUAUGUAAAUCAGUCAGGACAAUACAAACUAUGUAGAAUGUGAGAGCAUUCUAACAACGAUAAAGAGAGGAAAGAAAAAAAAAAAAUGGAAAGAGAUGCGAAGUAAAUUUUGUAUAUGGCAAAUUUUUCUCUUUCUUUUCUGUUCUGAAACGACUCACGAUCCUCGCCUUUAAAUACCGAAGAUCAUGGUAUAAGUGUAAUAUUGUAAUAUGAAAUAAAAAAAGAUGAUGUGUGUCUAUGUAAAAAUAA